ACUGCAGCUGCCUCCUUGCUGCUGUCCCCGGGCUGCUGCCUGCUCUACGCCCAACCCCCACCCCACAAGGCCCAUGCAGCUGCUCUGGCUCCUCAGCCUCUGGAUCCUCAGGGACUUCCUAGAGGCCACAGGAGCUUUAUCCUUGGCCAUGUCCGUCCCUGCUGGGCUUUUCCUCAGUACAGAUGCAGCCCCCACAGUGCCUGGCAACCCCACAGUCUCCAGAGGCAGAGCAGGGUGGCCACUCAGCAUCUCCCAAAUGAAUUCUCCCACUCCAGGUAGCAGGAAAAACACACCUCAGAAGCCCCUCACAUCCCCCCGGUUUGAACCCUUUUCUGAAACCCUGCUCAAAACUACAAACAAUUCCAGUUCCUCAGCAAGUCCAAUAUCUAAGAUUGUCAUAAAGGUUGGAACCAGCCCACCUACACUCAUAAUGUACAUGAGCACCACAGAGUGCAUCAAUCCAACGAGCUUGAUAAUCACCACUACUUACCCCACCACCACCUGCAAGACACCAACCUCAUGGUCCUACACCACGAGUAUGCGCUUGUCUUCUACCACAGCCCCCACCACAAAAAAACAAUCCAGUGAGACAGUCCACACAAGCCAUAUGUCCACUCGAUCCGCCGUUACUACGGGCAUGCCUAUAACAACACUGACAAUGACCACGACCCGAUCCAGGGUUUCGACAGGUCCACUGACCACCACGAUCAAUCCCACCUCCAGACCCACUGCUUUGACCACGAGAGAAACCAUCCCAUCUUCCCCCACCAUUAAAGUUACAGGCACAACAUCCAGUGCCAUCACGACCGUGGCCACGACACCUACCAUGACACCCACGCUCAUAACUCCUCACAGCACUACAACCCCCUCUGUUCCGACAAGCAUCCCCGUUACCUCCUCAGGCCCCUCUUCCACAUCCACAAGCAGUCCCAGCACCACUGGCACAGAGAGGACAACUUCGUCUGUGAUGAGCACACAAACCCUCCACUCAACCACUGAAUCACACCUGGCGCCCAUUCCCACCACUAUAUACAUGACAUCCACCACCAUGGGACCACCCUCCACUACGGCAGCCACCACAGGAGGAGUGGAGACGACCGUCACAUCCACUAACACCACAUCCACCUGGAAAACCACACUUGCUCCGACCCUUGACGUGUCUACAGAUUCGGUCAUGACCGAGAAUCCUCCUACUCAUAGGACCACAUCAGUCGCUCUCACAACUACCCACACUUCUCCAGUGACCACUACCCCUUUAACAUCACACACGCAUCCAUCUUCUGCCCCUGCCCCAACCACAGAAUCACCGUCCACACUGACUACUACCACUACCACUCUGACCACCCUGACUACCUCACCCCACACCUCUCACGCCUCAUCCACCCCUACAGUUCCCACUGGCACCUUCAGCACAGACACCACUGAUAUCACCACCCCAGCACACCCCUCAACACUUGCCACCUCAACCGCACUCACUUCGCUCAGUCCCCCUAAUACAGACACAGUCACCACUGCUACCACAUCCUUGGUAACAACACCCACACCGAACACACCACACAUGACACUAGGAGUCACUACUUCCAAUAUCUACUCCACAGGGAGCACAAUGACAACCACCACAACCCCUACACCCCUUACAUCCAGUACCCCGGAGACCAUCACCACCACAACCCAGUCCUCUGUUGGUACAGACACGCGUACCACAGCACUGACACCCACCCCCACCACACCCAGGCCUUCAACAGGUCCACUGACCACUACGAUCAAUCUCACUUCCACACCCAUUGUUUCCAGUAUGUCGGCAACCACCGCAAAUACCAUCCCUUCUUCCCCCACUGCGCAAACUACAGGCACAACAUCCAGUGCCAUCACCACCACGGCUACGACACUUACAAUGACACCCACGCUCACCACUUCCCACAGCACUCCAACUCCCUCUGUCCAGACAAGCAUCCCCGUUACCUCUUCAGGCCCCUCUUCCACAUCCACAAGCAGUCCCAGCACCACUGGCACAGAGAGGACCACUUCGUCUGUGAUGAGCACACAAACCCUGCACUCAACCACUGAAUCACACUUGGCAUCCACUCCCACCUCUAUAGACAUGACAUCCACCACCAUGGGACCACCCUCCUCUACUGCAGCCACCACAGGAGGAGUGGAGACCGCUGUCACACCCACUAACACCACAUCCACCUGGAAAACCACACUUGCUCCGACCCUUGAUGUGUCUACAGAGUCUGUCAUGACAGAGAUUUCUCCUACUCUCACGACCACAACAUCAGUCGCUCUCACAACUACCCACGCUUCUCCAGUGACCGCUACCCCUUUAACAUCACACACGCAUCCAUCUUCUGCCCCUGCCCCAACCACAGAAUCACCGUCCACACUGACUACUACCACUACCACUCUGACCACCCUGACUACCUCACCCCACACCUCUCACGCCUCAUCCACCCCUACAGUUCCCACUGGCACCUUCAGCACAGACACCACUGAUAUCACCACCCCAGCACACCCCUCAACACUUGCCACCUCAACCGCACUCACUUCGCUCAGUCCCCCUAAUACAGACACAGUCACCACUGCUACCACAUCCUUGGUAACAACACCCACACCGAACACACCACACAUGACACUAGGAGUCACUACUUCCAAUAUCUACUCCACAGGGAGCACAAUGACAACCACCACAACCCCUACACCCCUUACAUCCAGUACCCCGGAGACCAUCACCACCACAACCCAGUCCUCUGUUGGUACAGACACGCGUACCACAGCACUGACACCCACCCCCACCACACCCAGGCCUUCAACAGGUCCACUGACCACUACGAUCAAUCUCACUUCCACACCCAUUGUUUCCAGUAUGUCGGCAACCACCACAAAUACCAUCCCUUCUUCCCCCACUGCGCAAACUACAGGCACAACAUCCAGUGUCAUCACCACCACGGCUACGACACUUACAAUGACACCCACGCUCACCACUUCCCACAGCACUCCAACUCCCUCUGUCCAGACAAGCAUCCCCGUUACCUCUUCAGGCCCCUCUUCCACAUCCACAAGCAGUCCCAGCACCACUGGCACAGAGAGGACCACUUCGUCUGUGAUGAGCACACAAACCCUCCACUCAACCACUGAAUCACACCUGGCGCCCAUUCCCACCACUAUAUACACGACAUCCACCACCAUGGGACCACCCUCCACUACGGCAGCCACCACAGGAGGAGUGGAGACGACCGACCACAUCAGUCGCUCUCACAACUACCCACACUUCUCCAGUGACCACUACCCCUUUAACAUCACACACGCAUCCAUCUUCUGCCCCUGCCCCAACCACAGAAUCACCGUCCACACUGACUACUACCACUACCACUCUGACCACCCUGACUACCUCACCCCACACCUCUCACGCCUCAUCCACCCCUACAGUUCCCACUGGCACCUUCAGCACAGACACCACUGA
This is a messenger RNA of Manis pentadactyla (Chinese pangolin), 3463 nucleotides long. RefSeq names its product mucin-3A-like. Lineage: Eukaryota; Metazoa; Chordata; Mammalia; Pholidota; Manidae. The coding region runs from base 74 to 3463 and encodes 1129 amino acids. The transcript has 3 exons. The record is from RefSeq and is a predicted model, not a curated record.